Triplophysa rosa is the source of this 8080-nucleotide messenger RNA. It is a transcript of the gene atg2a, whose product is annotated as autophagy related 2A. The record is from RefSeq and is a predicted model, not a curated record. Gene Ontology annotation, molecular function: phosphatidylinositol-3-phosphate binding. The transcript has 42 exons. Gene Ontology annotation, cellular component: extrinsic component of membrane; phagophore assembly site. The coding region runs from base 373 to 6501 and encodes 2042 amino acids. Lineage: Eukaryota; Metazoa; Chordata; Actinopteri; Cypriniformes; Nemacheilidae. Gene Ontology annotation, biological process: autophagy of mitochondrion; autophagosome assembly; piecemeal microautophagy of the nucleus.
GACGCUACUCGUUCAGUCCUGGUAUGAAAACAAUAAACAACCCGUUGCCUCCGAGAGCCGUAGAGGACCUAUCGCUUAUUUCGCUCACAUAUGCGAUCAAAAUAAGGACCGGAGCGUCUCGUUUCAGCGCAAAUAAUCGUUUUUAAAAGGCGCUCUGUACAAACCCAGGUCCAAACGCGAAGGCUCGGGGGAUUUUGGUGUCAAAGGACAGGAAGUUAGUUAGACGGGUUCGUCCGCUCUUGUCCACACUAGCUCGCGUUCACUCUGUUACUCUCGUCUGCACACACUACCGAGGGCCCUUAAAUCUGUUAUGCAGGACUGGUCUCUUGUUCCGCCACCUCUCAGCUCCCUCUCCCCGUCUGUCGUGGCCCUAUGUCUCGGUGGCUCUUCCCAUGGUCGGGCUCAAUAAAGAAACGGGCCUGUCGGUACCUCCUGCAGCACUACCUGGGCCACUUUUUGGAGGAAAGACUCAGUUUGGACCAGCUGAGCUUGGACCUGUACAAUGGCAGCGGUGUCAUUCGGGAAAUUAACUUGGACGCUUGGGCGGUGAAUGAGUUUUUGGAGUCUUUAGGAGCUCCGCUAGAGAUUGUCGAAGGUUUUGUGAGCAGCAUUUCGGUGACUAUUCCCUGGGCGGCGCUCGUGACGGACCACUGCACCCUUGAAGUCACUGGACUGCAAAUAACAUGCAGACCCAAAUACAGAAUGAGUGGGAGCUGGGACUCCCAAGGGUGGUCCUCGUGUAUGACGUCCAGCAUGCAGCUGGCCCAGGAGUGCCUGAAGGACCCCCCAGAGGCGUCCGAAGAGCCGCCUGCUCCGCUGGAGGGGCUGGAAAUGUUUGCACAGACCAUCGAGACGGUCCUACGUCGAAUUAAAGUCACCUUCCUGGACACCAUAGUGCGAGUAGAACACCAUCCCCUGGAUGCCGAGACGGGGGUUGCCUUAGAAAUGCGCAUUAAACGGGUGGACUAUUGUGAUGAGGCUGUGAGAGACUCAAGCCAGACAGUGCCUGUGGACAUCCACCAGCCACCAGCUUUCCUGCACAAGAUCCUUCAGCUUAACUCUGUACAGCUGCUUUAUGAGACCCUGGGAGGAUCACAGGGGCUGAUUCAUUCGGAUGUUAUGGUGGGCAGCAGGGAGGGCAUGAAGAAGGCGGAUGAGAAAGAUGAGGAGGGUGAAGAUGUAGACGAUGCCUCCAAACCUUCUCAACCAUUGCAUCAUACCCAGAAGCCGCCCGAACCCCUGCUGAUCGGGCAAUGCUCAGGAUUCAUAGAGACGACGGUCAAAAUUAAACAGAACGAAAUGCUGCCUGGACCCAAGUUUGAGCUGGACGGUAAGGUUGGUUGCCUCCACCUGCUGCUGUCCCCAAGUCAAGUGACUCGCCUGACGGACCUCCUGUCUGCCCUCUGCAUUGAGACGUCAGAAGGCAGCCGUGGUGGUGGGGUGUCCGGUGGAGGGGUGUCCAGACCUCUGGGCUCUGAUGAUCUGCGUUUGAUUGAGGAAGAUCUCAGUAAACAGCUGAAUGCAGAGAUGAUGGACAGAGACCUGGAGCUGGACGCAGAGCCCUAUGUCAACAGAGUGGAGAACGGAGAGAUGUUUUACUCCAUGGGUGCCGGCUGUAUGACCAGCAGUGUGUUGUCCACACGCUCUGGCAGUGAAUAUUCGGACAGCGACAUGGAGUCGUCCAUUCAUAGUCAAAGCAGCGUGGCCCAGUCAAAUCCUCUGUCUCCACAGGGAAUGCUUAACUGUCCUCGUCGUUAUCCUGUACCAGGAUCCUUAACUAGUUUACCACAAUGUAGCAGACCCUCAAAACGUUCGUCUCGUGGUGGCCAAUCCGAGCCAAUGAAACCAGACUCCUUGCUCCGCCUCUCGCUGGGCGGAGUCACGCUAACUCUGCUUGAGCAGGAACCGCCCCCCGUGCCCGACGGGCUCUCCUCAUUGGCCGAGGUGUCGCAGGUGUUUUUCCGGGAGCUUGCGUACUUUAAAGAUGGCAUGUUCAGCGAGAGAGACUUCCAAAAUUUGCGCGGGAGUUUUGCUAAAGCGUGUCCUCACUCUCACAUCAGGGUGACCGGUGCCGCGGUGCAGCUGGCGUGUGAGAUGCGUAGCGCAGGGCGGCACACCCGAGCCAUGACCUCCGACCUCUCCUUCAGCAGGCUGGAGCUACUGGAGUCCCUGUGGGAUUCUGGUGGUCCGCAGUACACGGAGCUUCUGCAGUUCCAGUCGGCUGGUCUCUUCACGAUGGGUGCGGCUGCCAGACCGUGCGCUCAGUUCCACCACAGUCUGUGUGAGAAGCACAUGCGCAAGAGUGGAACCAGGAGGCGUGUGGUGCGCAGAGACAGUUCUCUACAGGUUGAGCUCGGAGAACUCAGCUCCGAGUUGGACUUGGAUAUUCUGGGCCGACUGGAGCACAUCUUACAAGCCUUGAGUCAUUGUCCUACACCUCCCCAAAGAACCAAAGCACACGCACCAGAGUCUCAGUUGUUAGAGCUUCACUCUUCCCUGGUGCUUCGAUCUCCUCACGCUGUGCUGAAGGUGCGUUUCCCCGUCCCUGACCUUCGACCCCCGGGUCUGAGGCGACCCCUGAGCCAGCGUGCGGUGUGCAGUGAGAUCCUGAGCUUGCAGAUCUCCAACCUGGAGCUGAGGUCUCAGCAGGGGCCGGAUGUUCCUCAGGACGGCCCGAGCAGCCCUGGAGCCAAACUUACCAAACUGCUGGAGGCCUGUUUUACAGAUCUACACGGAGUGUACGAGGGUUGGGAGGGAGAAGCAUUUCCCUGCAUCUGUGUACAGAAGAGUCCAGAUCCACACAACCCUGACGCCAUGCCCAGGAUUCAGGUGCGUGUGAAUGAGGGAGCAGCUUCUGACAGCCGAGGCGCGCGUGAAGGGCUCAACACAGAUCUGGGUCUGGCCUCCAUGUCUCUGGAGAAUCCCUGUGAGCUCAGAGAGAAGACCAGCUCGCCAUUCUCCUCCAACCGCACCAUGUUUGAGACGGAAGAGAUGGUGAUCCCAGCUGACCCAGAGGAAAUGAAAGAGUUUCAGUCUCAGUGUAUAUGUCAGUGUCAGUAUGUGGUUGAUAUCACGUUUCCUGUAGCUUUUAUCCUCCUGCCCAGCAAAGAAGCUUUCCAGAGCAUCUACAACAGGAUUAAUAAUGAUCUGUUGAUGUGGGAGCCUCCUCCCGCUCCUCCUCCCCCAGCACCCUCCUUCUCUUCACGAGGUGCCCGUAUUCCCUCUCACCAGCGCAGACCCGAGAAGGACGAGUUUUACCUCUGUAAAUCUGCCUUCAGACUGGAAUCUGACUCUGAGGAGGAGGAGCCUCAGUUUUACUCAGCCAGCCAAUCAAAGAGAAGAAAGCAGUCGGCGUCUCAGUCUGGCCACGCCCUCAGUCUGCUCUGUUUAACCGUGCUGAUUGGCAAGGGUCGCCUACAAGCCAUGACUGACUGCAAGAACGAGGCUGGGCGUAAAGUGGAACGGUGUCAUGGAGAACUCGUUUUGGACUUGGAAGGGGGGAAGAUUUUUAGUGUGACGCAGCACCAGAACAAUCCAAAUCUUAACUUCCUGACCAUAGAGAGCAGAAAAGUGGAGCUCUAUCAUAAAGCGGAGGUCCCAGACUCCCCCAUCCCCGAGAGAUUAGAAAUGCCCAGAUUCACACCCCCAGGUCAUUUGGACCCCACCAUUUACCCCACGGAGGUAGGGGUGAGCAGCGUCGGCGGGAGAGAAACCAACAUCCAAAUGCUAUCGACUGCCAUCCAAAUCACAUUAGACCUGGAGAGAAAUGUCAAGGAGUUUCUGGUGGCGUUGCGACUCCACGGUGCUACUUUACGACAUCACAUGGCAUUGACCAAUCACAGCUGGCACGAACAGAUAGUUGAUUUCCUUGACGUUAUAGAUGAUGAUAUUUUAGGAUACACCCCACCUGCUGUCAUCACAGUUCUACACACUCACCUGGCCACAUGUGCGGUCGACUACAGACCUCUUUAUCUUUCUCUGCGAGUUUUGUUGACCGCAGAGUCCUUCUCUCUGUCCAGCAACAUCAUCGUGGACACCGCGACCUUUCACCUCAGGUUUAUCUUGGAUGACUCUGCGUUGUACCUGUCUGAUAAAUGUGAAAGUGACACAGUGGAUUUGAGGCGAGAUUAUGUGUGUGUGUUAGACAUUGAUCUGUUGGAACUGGCCAUCACCACAUGGAAAGGAACAGACUCCAGUAAACUGACUCAGCCGCUGUUCGAGCUCCGUUGUUCUAAUAACGUCGUUCACGUGCACACCUGUGCGGACUCGUGCGCUGCCCUUGUUAACAUGCUGCAGUAUCUGGUCUCUCAGGGUGACCUUCACCCCCCCCCUCGCCACACGUCCCCUACAGAGAUCGCCGGACAGAAGCUUCUGCUGUCAGAAAGCCCCGCCUCCCUUCCGCCCUGCCCACCAGCGGAGACGGCAGAGAUUAACCAAUGUGAUCUCACAGAUGCCUUGAUUGACACGGAGAGAAUCCCACACGAAGAGAACCAAGAUUCAGGCUCCCCAUCCACCCGACGAGCCUCACCUGUCUCGGUCUACCUGUUCCCGGGAGAAGCUCCUAAGCCCCGCCCCUCUGUACUGGAAGGGGAGGAGUCUGAUCUUGACGGACUGGUGACCACAGCUAUGGAAGUUCAUGCAGAUGUGAUGUCAGAGGAAGGCUCAGAAUGUUCCACAGAUAAUGAUGACUUCUGCAUCCUAGAAGCUCCUGGGAUGGGCAUCCCGCCUAGAGACGGUGAGCCUGUGGUGACGUUGCUCUCUCAGGGCCCUAUAAAGGUGCGUGAUGGGUAUUUCUCACGGCCACGUGGCAGUUCAGACCUGCUGCGCGCUCCCGCCUGCUUUCCAGUGCCUCAGAACAGACUGGUGCUCCGAGAAGUGUCCGUUAUCUGGCACCUGUACGGUGGGAAAGACUUCGGGGGCAAACCCAGCUCCGGUCACCCGCAGCACAGUCAAAAGGUUCGAGCGGCCACUCCCGGAGCACGUGGGUCUCCGUCUCGUUCAGCUGGACCCUCACGUCCUCAGAACUCUUGGCGCUGGGUUGGUGGCAGUGGGAGGCAGCACACGCUGCUCAUGGAGAUACAGCUGACGAAGGUCAGUUUUCAGCACGAGACGUACCCGGUGCUGUUGCCUGCUGUGCCGGGUCAGGACGCAGAGGGGGCGGGGCUUGGCGAACAGCCUAUUUCCCGUCAGGUGUUUAUCGUUCAGGAGCUGGAGGUGCGAGAUCGAUUGGCUUCCUCUCAAAUUAACAAGUUCCUGUAUCUGCACACCAGUGAGAGCAUGCCACGCAGAGCACACUCCAACAUGCUGACUGUGAAAGCGCUGCAGGUGAUGCCCGAGUCAGGUCUGGGCGGUCCAGAAUGUUGUCUCAGAGUGAGUCUGUUACCAUUGCGACUCAACAUUGACCAGGAUGCACUUUUCUUCCUGAAGGACUUUUUCAGUAACUUGGCAGCAGGAGUUAAUCCAUACCUACCCGUCGACCCUGCGGCCGAGGUGAGGACUGACGCUCCUCAAAAGCAUUCAGACGACACAGAUGCUGGCUCUGGAUUGGGUCCUGAUCUCGCUGCCUCAAUAGAAACAACCUACAGUGAGCAGAGUUCCUCCUCUGCCGGCUCCUCCUCUUCCUCUGACCAACCAAUCUACUUCAGAGAGUUCCGCUUCACCUCUGAAGUUCCCAUCUGGUUGGACUAUCACGGAAAGCAUGUGGUCAUUGAGCAGGGAACGUUUGCGGGCAUUCUGAUUGGCCUGGCUCAGCUGAACUGCUCUGAAUUGAAGCUGAAGAGAUUGUGUUGUAGACAUGGUUUAGGAGCCUUACACACGACUCUCUAUUCUCUCAGGCUGUUGGGUGUUGAUAAGGUGAUUCAGUACGCUGUGAACGAGUGGCUUACUGACAUCAGGAAGAACCAGCUGCCGGGGAUUCUGGGAGGUGUGGGGCCCAUGCAUUCUGUUGUACAACUCUUUCACGGCGUGCGGGAUCUCUUCUGGAUGCCCAUUGAACAGUACCGGAAGGAUGGGCGCAUUAUUCGAGGGCUCCAGAGGGGGGCAGCAUCAUUCGGCACGUCGACGGCUUCAGCUGCCCUGGAGCUCAGCAACAGACUGGUGCAGGCAAUUCAGGCCACUGCUGAGACCGUGUAUGACAUCUUAUCUCCGACCCCUCCUCUGACACGCUACAUUAUAGAGGGACGGCCCACCCAACGUCCCAGACGCACCCCUCAACCAGCUGACCUCAGAGAGGGUGUGGCCAAGGCCUACGACACCGUUAGAGAAGGAGUGAUUGACACAGCGCAGACCCUGUGCGAUGUGGCAUCUCGCGGGCACGAGCAGAAAGGUCUUCCGGGAGCAGUGGGCGGGGUUUUGCGUCAGAUCCCUCCCACCGUCGUCCGCCCCCUAAUAGUUGCCUCGGAGGCCACGUCCAACCUGCUCGGAGGCAUGAGGAACCAAAUUAAACCGGACGCGCGGAAAGAGGACUUCUUGAAAUGGCGCACAGAAGACGGCCAAGAAUGAGAUUGACGGGGGUUGAAGAAGUCAGAUUUUUGUUAGUGUGAAUGAAGCGUGAAUGAAUGUACGAGUAUUAAUGUGAGUUUGUUCCUGAGCACAAAUGCAAAAGUGAAGGACAACAAACUCUUAAAGGAAACUAGAUUUUAAAGUGGCCUCCACACAGUUGCACACUUUUUUUUGUACGAUGCAAAUGGUUUUGCACUUAGCUAGAAGCGGCGCUCUCAAAGUGCAGAUCACCCUCAUCUUGAUGUAUUACGUAUGCAAUCAUAUCAGUUUGUAACGCUGUUUACCUGUGAGCUCAAGACCAGAUGUUUUUCCUGCUCAUUCAACAUUUGGCCGAACCUACAUUUUCUCUCUGAAGUAUUACAAACGUAAAGUUGAACAAACUUGUUCAUAAUCUCUGGUUUAAGUAAGGCGAAUCGAUCAUUAAAAUGACUAUAUUGAGGUGGCCUUACUAUAUAUAUUGAUUCUUUUAACACUAGUGAAAUGAUUCUUUGUCCUCUGAUGUUUUGAUUGUGUUUCAAACACAGUCUGUUCUCCUGAUGUCCUAGUGCCAUAUUUCUGCUUUAUUGACAUUAUAAACACUUUCAAUAUAAGUUUCCCUUUGUUUAAAUCUCUUGAGCCUAAACUAACAUUAUUAUUUGAAAGUCACAGUAAUUCAAGAAACUCAUUCUUGUUACUUUGUAUUUUUCAGAAUGUGAUCGUGUUGUCUUUUCCUCAAGGAAACAUGUCUGGCAAACCUUUCGCCCCAAAAUCAAAGAGAUAAGUCAAAAAUAAAAACAAUGAUUCGGUAGAAAAUGCGGCCUAUGCCAUGACACGUUACAUUGUUUGUUAUAUUAGUUUUAUGACACAAUCUUUACAUAGUUUCUUUUUAACAAAAUGCAUCCAACCAUUUUUAAUGUUUUCAAAAUGAUUCUAAAUACUGUAAUACAAUGAUUUUAAGUUGUAUUAUAAUUAAACAAUUACUGGACUGCGGUCAUUUUUAAAAUCAGCAAAAGGCAGAACAGCAUUUGUUUUUUUCUUGCAUCACGUUAAUGAAGUGUGCCGAACAGUCAAGGCAAAAAAUCCUGAAAACACACCUUGCUUAAUGCAAAAUAUAAUUCUUAUUUCUUUUGAUUUUGGCUUAAAAUAUGACACAUACAUAAUCUUGACGAGUUUUGUUCGCUUUACCCUUUAUUUGGCCGUUUUCUCCAAAACCAAACAUGCUUGCUUUCAUUUCAUUAGUUGCCUUCCUACAUAUUUGUAAUAAUGGCUAAUGAAAUGUAAAAGUGAUGGUAAGCAUUUGGUGCCCAUUCUCUCUCGCUUUUAUUUUCGUUAAAUGCAUACCGUGUGAGGGAAGUGAGUUUUGGGAUAUUUUGUGUUUAUGUGUACAGUGUGUGUUCUGAGUGGGUGUGUAUGAGCAUGCAUGUUUGUGAUUUGAUGGUCGUUACGUUACGAUGACUGGCCGGCUAUAUGCUUCAUAGCUACCGCCAGUGUACGUUUAUUUCUUCUGUAAUUAUAUUGAUAUAAUACGCUGUAAGAAUUACCUGUAUAGUACCAAGACAAUGUGCAAACAAAUUAAUACAAAAAAUAAAAUUGUGCAUUC